GGGCGAGCUGCGCACCAUUGACCGUGUCCGUGCUUCUUUUUUCGUCUGCUCGUGGCCGCCGGUUGUUGCCGACCACGACCGCAGCGGGACGGUGUGGAGUGCGCGCGUCUUUUCUUUAUUGUUGCGCUACCGUCCACAUUUGUUGCUACGCAUUGUUGCAAGCAUUCGUAUCGCGUAUCUCUGCCGCGUUCGGCCUCGUAUUUGCCGCCGCUGCCGCCGCCGCCGCCGUCGCUCCCUUCUUCACCUUCUCCUGCGCCUCCGUAAAUCCGCGUAACAUCACAACGAGACUCACGAUCGCGCGAUCACUCUCUCUCUCUCUCUCUCUCUCUCUCUCUCUCUUUCUCUUUCCCGACUCGAAUCACAAUCGAGUGUAAUCGCCUUGGUAAAUGAUCUCGCGCAUCGCCAUUGUUCCGCGAUUGUCUCGGGCCCGACUUGCGAGGGAAAAAGAGCGCGGCAUUCGCGACGAGCCUGCGCUCAUUAACAUCCGCUCUUGGUCUCGGCGAAGCCGUCGUCGCGCCCUCGGAGACUCCCGCGACAAUCAAAAGACUCGGCUGUCGAAGUUACAAUGGUGCUACUCGUCUGGAGAUCGGUUGCAAGCAUCGCCGCCUCCUCGUCGACGCAGCGCGCGCGACGCAGCGGUCUUCUGUAGAUUUCCGCGAUUUCCCGUUUCCCGAGGCCUCGCUGUCUUUUAUGCAUCUCACGCGACGACGACGACGACGACGACGACGCUCAUCGCUCGGUAUCGGAUCGCCCGUCGCUGCUGAUCGCUCGUUAUUGCGCAACGCGCGACACGGCAGAUUAAAAGCGCGCACGGAGAGAAACGUAAGAGCGGGCCGGCCGACGACGAGACCAGGCUCGAGUGAAUUUAGAAAAGCACGUGCGGUUGCGGAACUGCUCACGCAUCGUAUGUAGCCGACGGCUGCCGGGCUGCGCAUCUUCCCGAUGGAUCCGAUCAUGCUAGAGAACGCCAACGAGAUCGGGGCGCAACCGCAGCAGUCGCAUCAACAGCAGCAGCAGCAGCAACAGCAGCAGCAGCAGCAACAACAGCAACAUCAACAGCAAUACGGGGAGGUGAAUCAAUUGGGCGGCGUGUUCGUGAACGGCAGGCCGCUCCCCAACGCCGUCCGAUUGCGAAUAGUCGAGCUCGCGCAGCUCGGCAUCCGACCGUGCGACAUAUCGCGACAGCUUCGCGUUAGUCACGGCUGCGUCAGUAAGAUACUGGCGCGCUAUCACGAGACGGGUAGCAUCUUGCCAGGCGCGAUCGGCGGCAGCAAGCCGCGCGUCACCACGCCGAAAGUCGUGCAAUACAUCAAGCAGCUGAAGCUGAAGGACCCGGGGAUCUUCGCCUGGGAGAUCAGGGACCGGCUGCUGUCCGAUGGCGUUUGCGACAAGUACAACGUACCGUCGGUGUCCAGCAUCUCGAGAAUACUGCGGAACAAGGUCGGCGCCACCACGACCAUGCAUCACCAUCCGCACCAUCAUCCGGCGCACCAUCAUCAUCAUCAUCUGUACGCGGCCGCCGCGGCGGCCGGCGCGGCCAUUUGUCCGGUGCCGUAUCCGCCGGCGGUGCCGUACCAUCCGACGGCGCCGCCUUCCGUCACGCAUCACCAUCACCAUCAUCAUCAUCAUCCAGUUGGAGCGUCGGUAGCAGCGGGCAAACUGUCGCCGCCGUCACCACCUCCGGCGAUUCACGCCAGCGGCGGACACCAGACGACGGCCAACAACGCUCUGCAGUGGCCGAGUCCUCACACGGUGCACGAUAUCCUGGCCAACAGCUGCAACAUACAGACCUCCUCGUCCUCGUCCUCGCCGACCUCGCCGCUGUGCCCUGCGAUCAGUAAUAAUAAUCAUCAUCAUCACAAUCAUCAUCCAAACGACAAUCCCGGCAGCAACAGUAGCAACAACAACAACAACGGCAACGGCGGCGGCGGCGGCAACAACAACAACAACAACAACAACAACAACGAUCAAACGACGUCGAGCGGUUACCUGCAUCCGCAUCACCCUCAUCUGGCGCAUCACCAUCACCAACAGUAUUACGCCUCGGCGCUGUAUCACCAUCAUCAUCAUCAUUCGGAGAGCAUGGCGGCGGCCACUAUAUCAUCCACGCUCUCUGUACAGUCCAUUAUGCUGCAGUCCUCGGGAGCGACGAGUCAGCCGGCUAGUCCUUGUAAUUAGGGGAGGCGACCGGGAGUUGCUUAGCGAAAUUGCGACCCUGAUGAGAAACCAAAUAAUUGACGAUACGUAUGCUCUGCGACGUGAAACGAGGAGUCUAUUUAAUCUAUAUUUGCACGACGUGUUAACGACGCGCUGGUGAUGAUAACACGUCGUCUUCGUGUAAUUGUGAUUGAAGCACAACUGUAACAAGUUAGUCGACCCAACGUUUAACGAACAGCGAAGACACGAGAGAGAAACGAUUUUCUACCGUUCUACAAGAAUUGUAAAUAAAAAUAUUAAUAUUUUAACGAAUAAUACAUAUUAACGAAGUGCCUCCCACGUGCCUCCUGUAAUAACAUAAAAAUCGUAAAGUUCUGUUCUGCGUGUGCGUAAUAUAUUCGAAGAGUGACUGUGUAAUUAUAGUUCGUAAGGCCGCUAGAAAUAAUUGUACUCGAUAGUUCGUUAAUAUUCGCGUGCGAGUAGCCUGUUAUUUCCCCUUUUUUUUUCUUUUUUAAUCUACGUAUUCUUGAGAAAUUCGUGAAGCUUAUGACGGCAUUUCCGACUUCCACAAGACUCGUUCGUUUUGUACCGACGUAAGAAGACACAUCGUGUAACUGUACACGAUAUAAUUGUUAACUAUGUUACAUUGAUAGUAUAUCUAAAUUGAUAUUUCUUUUU
Harpegnathos saltator (Jerdon's jumping ant) is the source of this 2835-nucleotide messenger RNA. Its product is annotated as paired box protein Pax-9. Gene Ontology annotation, molecular function: RNA polymerase II cis-regulatory region sequence-specific DNA binding; DNA-binding transcription factor activity, RNA polymerase II-specific. The coding region runs from base 943 to 2178 and encodes 411 amino acids. Gene Ontology annotation, biological process: regulation of transcription by RNA polymerase II; anatomical structure development. The transcript is spliced from 3 exons. The record is from RefSeq and is a predicted model, not a curated record. NCBI's taxonomy places the organism in Eukaryota, Metazoa, Arthropoda, Insecta, Hymenoptera, Formicidae.